Messenger RNA from Arvicola amphibius (Eurasian water vole), 2898 nucleotides. It is a transcript of the gene Ctnna2, whose product is annotated as catenin alpha 2. Gene Ontology annotation, cellular component: adherens junction; actin cytoskeleton; catenin complex. The record is from RefSeq and is a predicted model, not a curated record. NCBI's taxonomy places the organism in Eukaryota, Metazoa, Chordata, Mammalia, Rodentia, Cricetidae. The transcript is spliced from 20 exons. Gene Ontology annotation, molecular function: cadherin binding; beta-catenin binding; structural molecule activity. The coding region runs from base 1 to 2898 and encodes 965 amino acids. Gene Ontology annotation, biological process: cell migration; cell-cell adhesion.
AUGACUUCGGCAACUUCACCUAUCAUUUUAAAAUGGGAUCCAAAAAGUUUGGAAAUCCGGACACUCACGGUGGAAAGACUAUUGGAGCCACUUGUGACACAGGUGACAACACUUGUCAACACAAGCAACAAAGGUCCAUCAGGUAAAAAGAAAGGGAGGUCAAAGAAAGCCCAUGUUUUGGCAGCAUCUGUGGAACAAGCUACCCAGAACUUCCUGGAAAAGGGGGAACAGAUUGCUAAGGAGAGUCAAGAUCUCAAGGAAGAGUUGGUGGCUGCUGUAGAGGAUGUGCGGAAGCAAGGUGAGACGAUGCGGAUCGCCUCCUCUGAGUUUGCUGAUGACCCUUGCUCUUCAGUCAAGCGUGGCACCAUGGUGCGGGCAGCACGGGCACUGCUGUCGGCUGUGACACGCUUGCUAAUCCUGGCUGAUAUGGCAGAUGUCAUGAGACUUUUAUCUCAUCUGAAAAUUGUUGAGGAGGCUCUAGAAGCUGUCAAAAAUGCUACAAAUGAACAAGAUCUUGCAAACCGCUUUAAAGAGUUUGGAAAAGAAAUGGUGAAACUGAACUAUGUAGCAGCAAGACGACAGCAGGAGCUGAAGGACCCUCACUGUAGGGAUGAAAUGGCUGCUGCCCGUGGAGCCCUGAAGAAGAAUGCCACCAUGCUGUACACAGCCUCCCAAGCCUUCCUCCGCCACCCAGAUGUUGCUGCAACAAGAGCCAACCGAGAUUAUGUAUUCAAACAAGUCCAAGAGGCCAUAGCUGGGAUCUCCAGUGCUGCUCAGGCCACCUCACCCACCGAUGAAGCCAAAGGCCACACAGGCAUUGGCGAGCUGGCUGCAGCCCUGAAUGAGUUUGAUAAUAAGAUCAUCCUGGACCCCAUGACGUUCAGCGAGGCCAGGUUCCGGCCAUCACUGGAAGAAAGACUGGAGAGCAUCAUCAGUGGAGCAGCCCUCAUGGCAGACUCAUCCUGCACGCGUGAUGACCGUCGUGAGCGUAUUGUGGCCGAGUGCAAUGCGGUGCGCCAGGCACUCCAGGACCUGCUAAGCGAAUACAUGAAUAACGUAAGAUAUGGUGUGUGGAGUGAUGACUUCUGUAAAACUGGAAGGAAAGAAAAAGGAGAUCCUCUCAACAUUGCAAUUGACAAGAUGACCAAGAAAACAAGAGAUCUGAGAAGACAGCUUCGGAAAGCCGUGAUGGAUCACAUAUCAGAUUCUUUCUUGGAAACCAACGUCCCUUUGCUGGUUCUAAUUGAGGCUGCGAAGAGUGGAAAUGAAAAGGAAGUGAAGGAAUAUGCCCAAGUUUUCCGUGAACAUGCCAACAAGCUAGUGGAGGUUGCCAAUUUGGCCUGUUCCAUCUCUAACAAUGAGGAAGGUGUGAAAUUAGUCAGGAUGGCAGCCACCCAGAUUGACAGCCUAUGUCCACAGGUCAUCAAUGCUGCCCUCACCCUGGCUGCCCGGCCACAGAGCAAAGUUGCUCAGGACAACAUGGAUGUCUUCAAAGACCAGUGGGAAAAGCAGGUCCGAGUUCUGACUGAGGCUGUGGAUGAUAUCACCUCCGUGGAUGACUUCCUCUCUGUCUCAGAAAAUCACAUCUUGGAGGAUGUGAACAAAUGUGUGAUUGCCCUCCAAGAGGGGGACGUGGACACUCUGGACCGAACAGCUGGGGCCAUACGAGGCCGGGCAGCCCGGGUCAUUCACAUCAUCAAUGCAGAGAUGGAGAACUACGAAGCUGGGGUAUAUACUGAGAAGGUGCUAGAAGCCACAAAAUUACUUUCAGAAACAGUGAUGCCACGCUUUGCUGAACAAGUUGAGGUUGCCAUCGAAGCCCUUAGUGCCAACGUCCCUCAACCAUUCGAGGAGAACGAGUUUAUCGAUGCGUCACGCCUGGUGUACGAUGGUGUUCGGGACAUCAGAAAGGCUGUGCUGAUGAUCAGGACUCCAGAAGAGCUAGAAGAUGAUUCUGACUUUGAGCAAGAAGAUUAUGAUGUGCGUAGCCGGACAAGUGUUCAGACUGAGGACGACCAGCUCAUUGCUGGACAGAGUGCACGGGCCAUCAUGGCACAACUACCACAGGAGGAGAAAGCAAAAAUAGCUGAGCAGGUGGAGAUUUUCCACCAAGAAAAAAGCAAGCUGGAUGCCGAAGUGGCCAAGUGGGAUGACAGCGGCAAUGACAUCAUUGUGCUGGCCAAGCAGAUGUGUAUGAUCAUGAUGGAGAUGACAGACUUCACCAGAGGCAAAGGCCCAUUGAAAAAUACAUCUGAUGUCAUUAAUGCUGCCAAGAAGAUUGCAGAAGCAGGCUCUCGAAUGGACAAAUUAGCCCGUGCUGUGGCUGAUCAGUGUCCUGAUUCAGCAUGUAAGCAGGAUUUAUUAGCUUACCUUCAACGGAUUGCCUUGUAUUGCCAUCAGCUUAACAUCUGCAGCAAAGUGAAGGCAGAGGUUCAGAAUCUGGGAGGAGAGCUCAUUGUGUCAGGGACAGGAGUUCAGAGCACUUUCACUACCUUUUAUGAGGUAGAUUGUGAUGUCAUAGAUGGGGGCAGGGCUAGUCAACUUUCUACCCACCUCCCAACCUGUGCUGAGGGAGCUCCAAUCGGGAGUGGAAGCAGUGACUCCUCCAUGCUGGACAGUGCUACCUCGCUCAUCCAGGCAGCCAAAAACCUGAUGAAUGCUGUUGUCCUCACGGUGAAAGCAUCCUAUGUAGCCUCAACCAAAUACCAGAAGGUCUAUGGGACGGCAGCUGUCAACUCUCCUGUUGUGUCUUGGAAGAUGAAGGCUCCUGAAAAGAAGCCCCUUGUGAAGAGAGAAAAGCCUGAAGAAUUCCAGACACGAGUUCGACGGGGGUCUCAAAAGAAACACAUUUCACCUGUGCAGGCUUUAAGUGAAUUCAAAGCGAUGGAUUCCUUCUAG